Molecule: messenger RNA, 2849 nt
Organism: Clupea harengus (Atlantic herring)
Lineage: Eukaryota; Metazoa; Chordata; Actinopteri; Clupeiformes; Clupeidae
Gene: slc10a4
Product: solute carrier family 10 member 4
Biological process (GO): bile acid and bile salt transport
Cellular component (GO): membrane
Molecular function (GO): bile acid:sodium symporter activity
Source: RefSeq, a predicted model, not a curated record
GGUCUGAAUAUGACACAGCUAGGCUUCUAUAGCCUACGCAUACCAAACAAUGAAUAAUCUUCAUGGUGAAUCUCAGCGCUGUCCAAGAAUCAAGACGUGCGCUGACUAACUGCAUGUGAAAAAACUAGGAUAGGAAAUGUAUGGCAAGCAAAACAGCCCAAGCUUAGUAAUAAAAUCCACGACCGAGGAAGAUAAAUAAGGAUAGCCUAUCAAAUGAUGAGGUCAAACUUUGCGCCGAUUCAACCAGGUCGCUCGGCCAGAAAAAGUUGAAAAGAGGAAAAACAAUAAUACUACAAAAACAACAGGUCACAAUAUUGGAGCUUUUAGAUGUAUGCUGCACGUACUCGCUUUCACCACGCACAGCGGUGCUUUUGGGUGCGCAACGGCCACACACACUGCUGUAAGGACACAUAAUGUAGCUUUAGGGAAAACGAAGGCCAGAAAGACAAGUCGUUGUUAAAAUGGAUUUCACACGGCUUAUCCAGCAGUCGUGAAGCAAAGCUUAGUAAAUGCAAGAACCAAGCGAUCUUAAAAGCAUGGGUUUUGGCAAAACAGUUUCGGGAGAAGAAACUAAUUCUGCUCACAAGCAAAAUUAUACUUUUAUGAUUAAAAGUGGCUCAUGUGAAAGGAGAGCCAACCUGCGCGUUUAAACAGUUCCCAUAGGUGGCUCUGCCUUGAUGCGCAAAAGGCGCCCGGUGGUGCCUCUGCUCUCUCUCAUCUGCAGGAGCUCUGAUGCGCCUCCGUCACUGGUGACAGCAGGGGAUGACGAUGCGCCGCUAGGGGACCGCGUCUCCACACAAGGAACUGUCCACAGCAGUGGAGCGACGCGCACGGAUCCUGAGAGACAGCCAGCCCGGAGAGUGAAGAGCAUCGGUCCCUGGAAGUGCCAUGGAUAACUCAACUUUGCGGGAGAGCGCAGCAUCGCCUGUAGACUUCACCCACAUUUUAAACUCCACCGAAUGGCAAUUCAACGGCACCAGGCUCCCGGACGCCGCGUCCGAGGACUUCGCCACAGCCAUAUUACGCGUCACUAGGGAUCCCAUGUCUUUACUCAGAGCCACCGAGGCGGCUGUGGCCGCCGGUCUACUAGCGGCGCCACUUGAGCCCUCGCAGACUCCACCUGCGCCCGCUCACCUGGUGGUCGCGUUUUGGGACUCGCCACUGAGUCAUGGGAUCAACGUGUUCGUGGGGAUUAUCCUGUGCUUCACUAUGUUAGGGCUGGGGUGUACAGUGGAGGUAAACCAACUCGGGGAGCACAUCCGGAGACCCAUAGGGGUGUUGCUGGCUCUGGUCUGCCAGUUCGUCAUCAUGCCCCUGGUGGCAUUUCUGCUGGCACUGGCUUUCUCCCUCGACGACGUGGCGGCCAUCGCCGUCCUGCUGUGUGGCUGCUGCCCGGGAGGAAACCUCUCCAAUAUUUUGUCGCUGCUGGUCAACGGGGAAAUGAACCUGAGCAUCGUUAUGACCAUCUCCUCGACCAUUCUUGCGCUGGUCCUCAUGCCGUUAUGUCUGUGGAUGUACAGCCGUGCGUGGAUCAACACGCCCGUGGUGAACCUCCUGCCGUUCGGAGCGAUCAUCAUCACUCUGUGCAGCACACUCAUCCCCAUUGGUCUAGGUGUCUGGCUUAGAUACCGCAACACCCGCGCUGCUGACAUAGUCCUUAAAGUGUCUCUGUGGUCUCUGCUGGUCACCCUGGUGCUGCUCUUCAUCAUGACCGGCGCCAUGCUGGGUCCCGAGCUCCUAGCCACCAUCCCCCCCUCCGUCUACCUGGUGGCCGUGCUCAUGCCGUUGUGCGGCUACGCUGCGGGCUACGGCCUUGCACGCCUCUUCGACCUGCCGCCCAACAGCUGCCGGACCGUCUCCAUGGAGACGGGCUGCCAGAAUGUGCAGCUGUGCACAGCCAUCCUGAAGCUGGCCUUUCCGCCGCAGCUGAUGGGGGGGAUGUACAUGUUCCCGCUGCUCUACGCGCUCUUCCAGGCCGCCGAGGCCGGGAUCUUCAUCCUAGCCUACCGCAUGUACAGGACGGAGGUUCUCCACAAAGAGGACUACCUGGGCGAGAACGAGGACACAGACAUUAACUACAAGACGCUGCAGGAGGACGACGGUGGCUUCGACACGGCCUAUGGCACGGUGACGGUGAGCGACCCCAACUCCAUCAUGCUGGAAUCUCGAGGGGCGCCCCCCACCCCGGUGUAGAAACUACCAAAUAGGCUCAAGAGACUUGAUAUGAGGGCGAGAUUCGUAACCUCUUUGUCAUUGCCAUUUCCAAUGCAAUCAUGGCCAUCUUUGCUGAAACCGUACCCCUCUCCUCAGCUUGAGAGCUGGGAGCUGCACCAUGGACUUGUAGGAGCUGCUAUGCCCCUGGGCAUGUUUCAGGACAUGAACUGAAUCAUUUUUAAUUCACUGGAAACCAACCAUUCCAACCUCCUCAAUGAUUAAGGAUAACGUGUGGGACACAAGGACCAUGGGAACUGGAGACUGAUAAUAUGGCAUUUAUCUUUCCAAAACACCCAGUCUGGUAGCACCUUGAAAAAAAAAAAAAAAAGAGUAACCAACCAACAGAGAUUCAUGAAACUGCAGUUGAGGACAGCUAUGGAGAUGGGAUUUCUGUGCACUGGAAUCCAUUAAGGCGUAAUAGUACUAAAGCCUUACAGCCUGGAAAAGGGCCAGACUGACCUAUUGACUGGGUUGGUUUGUUCUUAGUUACACACAGUUACACACAGGAAAAGAUGGGAAAGUCCUUGUGCUAUUGGUUGGGGAUUUCCCACAGCGGCCAAACCUCUCAAUGACACAUACGAGUACUCAUACCCAAUCACCUAGCCUAACAACGACAACAACGACAACAACAACAA